UCCACAAUCCACCAGCUCCUCUCUGUGCUCGCAGGCUCCAGUCAAGAUGAACCCUAAGAUGAACUUGAGCGCCCUGCUGAUCGUGUUGCUGUUCUCUCUGGGCCUGGUCUCUUCUGCUCCUCUGGCAAUUAGCACAGGCAACACCUGCUGUCCAAGUACACAGAAGGCAAAGAUCCCGCUGAAACAGAUAGUCUCCUACUACAACACCAGCAGCAGCUGCGCCCUGCCGGCCCUUGUGUUUGUGACUAAACUCGGAAAACACUGGUGUGUGAAUCCCGCUGAUGGCUGGGUGAAGAGCCAUGCAGCUGCUGUGGACCGCAGGUUGGCCAGCACUCCAGCGAUGAGCACCAGAGCCUAAGGCCUACCGCCCUAGCAGGCUGUCAAUCAUCUACAUUUCACAUUUUAGUCAUUUGGCAGAUGCUUUCAAUCCAAAGCCACUGACAAGUGCAUAGGUUCUUCCACAGGUUAAAAGCAUCAAAUCCAUAACCAGGAAAAUACGCAUGAAGGGCUGUUUUGUUUUGUUUUCUUAAUGUAUUUAUGUGUGUAUUUAU
Molecule: messenger RNA, 551 nt
Organism: Conger conger (European conger)
Lineage: Eukaryota; Metazoa; Chordata; Actinopteri; Anguilliformes; Congridae
Product: C-C motif chemokine 3-like 1
Exons: 3
Coding region: 47-358 (103 amino acids)
Biological process (GO): immune response; chemokine-mediated signaling pathway; positive regulation of ERK1 and ERK2 cascade
Cellular component (GO): extracellular region
Molecular function (GO): chemokine activity; CCR chemokine receptor binding
Source: RefSeq, a predicted model, not a curated record